Molecule: messenger RNA, 393 nt
Organism: Encephalitozoon hellem ATCC 50504
Lineage: Eukaryota; Fungi; Microsporidia; Unikaryonidae
Product: homeobox domain-containing protein
Exons: 1
Coding region: 1-393 (130 amino acids)
Biological process (GO): regulation of DNA-templated transcription
Molecular function (GO): DNA binding; DNA-binding transcription factor activity, RNA polymerase II-specific
Source: RefSeq, a predicted model, not a curated record
AUGGUUAGUGAAAAAACUAGAAAUAUGAGGGAAUUAGAAGCAGCACUUGGACUUCUAAAACUAAGUGGAUUUCAAAUGAAUAGAUACUGUGCAGGAAAGCAGAUGAGAAAGACAAGGUUGCAGACAUGUGUUCUGAACAAAAUAUUCGAGAUAUCUAAAUUUCCUUCCUCGAAAACAAUAAUUGAUCUUGCACUGCUUAUUAAUGUCCAUCCAAAGUCUAUCCAGAAAUGGUUUCAGAAUACAAGACAGGCUAUAAGGAAGAAAGGAUGUGUAAAGGGGGUUCUUUCUUUGUCUGAUCCUGAGGAGCACAGUGCCAUGGACAUUCCCCUUGGCGUUCUGGCAGAUAUAGUCGAGAUGGAGAAGCGGGCUGUUUUAAGAUUUGGACUAGAGUGA